Molecule: messenger RNA, 348 nt
Organism: Mercenaria mercenaria
Lineage: Eukaryota; Metazoa; Mollusca; Bivalvia; Venerida; Veneridae
Exons: 1
Coding region: 1-348 (115 amino acids)
Source: RefSeq, a predicted model, not a curated record
AUGCUGUUUGCGGAUGCUACUGCUCUUGCAAGCCACUCUCAUGAUGGCCUACAGCGCCUACUAGACCGCUUUUCGAAUACCUGCUUAGAGUUUGCUCUGAUAAUCUGCAUAAAGAAGACAGAAAUCAUCGCACAGGGUGCUCCAAUACCUCCCUCAAUUUCUAUAAACGGCUCGCAGUUGGCAAACGUAGACAACUUCAGAUACCUGGGCUCACUCAUCUCGAAAAACUUCUCCCUUGAUGCGGAAAUUAAUGCCCGUGUCGGAAAGGCCAUAGGUGGAAAGUCAAAGCUCACCAAGAGAGUCUGGGAUAACAAAAACCUGGCUCUAAACAGAAAAAAGAAAGUCUAG